AGCGGGUCGAAGGGUGGAUGCUGUGCACCGUACACAUGCUGAAUGCUGAGGAGCUCAGGCCGACCGGCACAAGCGCUCCAAACACCGCGGGCGCUCGGCAUGUGUGGGCCGUAACAAAGUUGGGAUGAGGACUGCUGAGCGGCGUAACUAGUGACAUCUGGGAUCAUAAAUAUGGAGAAACAACCUACAUUACUGUCAUCGCAGCUUUUUCUGAAGCACAGGCAGGUGGAAGUUUUCCUGAAUCCCAGUGUUUUGGCGUGGAAGGUAGUUGAGAAAAGCAGAAACCGAAGCUCGGGGAUUUCUGACCCAGCAUACAGCCACACUGUUGAGGUGUGUGAAAUCGUGGCUGUCCACAAGACAGAAGACGGUGACCAUGGCGGCGCACAGAUCAUGACGCGUCAACAAAAGACAAAGCUGCUUUAUCCCUAUGCAUUCACAGUUUCCUACGUGAAAAGGACGCGGCAGCACCAGUGGCAGUGCAGCGAUGUCACCUUUCACUGUGCAAACCAGGCGCUCUGCGAGGAGUGGGUCCGAGUUGCAAACGAGCAGCUAUCAGUACUCACCAAUCGACCAAAGAGCCUCCUGGUAUACAUCAAUCCAUACGGAGGAAAGCGUCACGGGAAGCGUAUUUACGAGCAGAAGGUGGCGCCGAUGUUUCGCCUUGCCGGCAUCUCGACCAGUGUGAUUGUUACAGAGCGUGCCAAUCAUGCCAGAGACCACUUGAAAACAGAGGCCAAUCUCGAAAAAUAUGAUGGGGUGGUGUGUGUGGGUGGAGAUGGGAUGUUCAGUGAAGUCCUGCAUGGGCUGGUUGCCAGGACCCAAAAUGACCACGGUGUUGACCAGAACCAACUGGAUGCUGAGUUGGUGCCAUGUUCUCUGCGGAUAGGAAUCAUUCCUGCAGGGUCUACUGAUUGUAUCUGCUUUGCCACAGUGGGAACCAAUGAUCCAGUUACUUCUGCUUUACACAUCAUUGUGGGUGAUUCCCAGCCAAUGGAUGUGUGUUCUGUUCACCACAAUGACGUCUUACUCAGAUACUCCGUCUCAUUGCUUGGCUACGGCUUCUAUGGAGAUGUGCUCGCAAACAGUGAGAGGAACAGAUGGCUCGGUCCUGCUAGAUAUGACCUGGCAGGGGUGAAAACCUUCCUGAGCCACAGCUACUACGAGGGCACCAUCUCUUUCCUCCUCGCCGAGGACAAUACGGGGAACCCAAGGGACGAGCUGAAGUGUCGAUCCGGGUGCAGCAUCUGUCAGCACAAGCGCUCAUCAAAGGAUGUGCACGGCGAUGUGUCAGAGGAGAAGGAACAGCCUGGCAAAGAUGGCAGCAGUGGCUGGAAUGUGAUCCAUGGAAAGUUUAUUGCCAUUAACGCAGCCAACAUGAGCUGCGCUUGUCCCAGGAGUCCAAAAGGCCUGUCACCCUUCGCUCACCUCGCCGAUGGCAAUGCAGACCUGAUCCUGGUCAGGGAGUGUUCCCGCCUGGACUUCUUCAAACACCUUCUUCGUCACACCAACACAGACGACCAGUUUGACCACUCCUUUGUAGAGGUCCAUCGAGUGAGGAAGUUUCGCUUCCAGCCGCAGCGCCAAGAGCUGGUUUCACUGGAAGACCCGAGUGAACCUCCAACGAAGACUGGCUACAGCACCACUCUUGGCUGCUGGACCUGUGAUGGGGAGCUCCUGUCUGACGUUGCCAUUCAAGUCAGUGUCCAGUGCCAGUUGAUCAGGCUGUUUGCCCGUGGAAUCGAGGAGCAGCAGCAGUGUGUGUCAGGCAACCCUUGUACCCUGUGGCCCCUGGAGCCAAGCACAGACCAGUCAGUGGACUGAGAGGUGGACAGGAGAUUUAGCUGCUAGACAACAACUCAUUUGAACUUGGCAAAUGAGUUUCCUGGAAAAGUACAUUCAUCAGUUUAAAUCCCAAUUGCUGAUGUCUCCCUCCCAUCUAUGCAAAAGAAGAGAAUGAAAUUUAAAGAUGUGAUUUAAAAAAAUUAAAAGAUACAAAGCUACUUUAAAACUAUAUGGAUUUAAAUGUUCUGCCCAUUAAGAGGGCAGAACAUUUAAAUCUAAAAGACAGUUUCAUCAUGUUUUCAAGUUACUGAGGAUUGCAAAAAAAAGGAAAAAAAAAAAACAGCUAUCUCCUCUCUAACAUUUUGGACUUUUUAGGUGCAAAAUUGCCUCAUGGAACUUGAAAUAAGCUGAGAUAUGAUGUGCUACUGCUGGCACAUUCAGACCCAAAAUGUCAGGUUUUGUAUGUGUACUUUUUGGAAAAUUAAGAUGUGUAAGCUCAGAGGAUCUGAAGCAGCCCGGGAGUCCACACAUAUAAAGACAACCAGAUGAAACUGGACUUACCCAUCGCAGAAGGUCUUUAUGCUGCCAUGAAGGAGAAUAUAAAUGGGAUUUCUCCCUACACAGCAUGGACAGAGAGCCAAGGAGAUACAGCUCUGUAAGAAGCAUGACGAAUAAUCCCUGUGAAAUACAUUGAUAAACUGAAAAGACUUAAAGUAGCCGAGCUGAAAGGAAAACAACAAAUGAAAUCUGAUCUUUCCUUUUUUUGGGAAAAAAAAAAUCAUUUCAUCUGUGACCCAGGUGAAAGCAGAUAUGAGCCAGGGGCACUAAUGAAAAGAACUGAAUACCCUGCUAAUACACUAACAGGACCCCAGUGGCUGCUGGGUGAUAAGGCAAAGUGGUUGCUAAGUGAUUUGGUGUGUCUCAGCACCGCUGCGCUGCACCUGUGGCUCAGAGUUCUGCUCCUCUCUGGCUAAACUACCAACAGUUUAAUCAUCACCUGGGAUUAGCUAGAAUUAUGCAUUGUUAACAUUAUUAGACCUAAUGUAUUGCUUUGCUUUGAAAUUAGCCUCAUUUACGUCUUUUUUGAAAUAGAGGUCAAGCUGGUCUUGAUGUCAUGGGAGAAAGGCCCCCAGCAAAUAAACAGAAGCUUUUAUUUUUUUACAGUAACUCCAAUAAACUGUGUGCAUGGUAAUAAUAUGUGAGGGUGAGCUCCUGUAUGUGUUAUUGGUCAGUUUUCUGCAUUCCCUUUGGGGAUUUCAGUGUGUGAAGGUGCCAAUGUGAUGACUUAGCUGUCACUUAGGGCCUCAUGACUUGCAGAUGGUCUCUCACAACAAUAAAGAAGCUUCAGAUAGGAGUAGUUAUUAAGAUGUAGCGGAUUUGUAAUCACUAACCAGGUGAUAUUAAUUUUGUCCCCCAUUUUUGGAUGUGUUACAAUCAUUUCAACAAUGGAGGAUCACGUGAAUAAGGCCCCAGCCACACAUGACCUCGAGACUAGAGGCUAGUGACUCCCUGGCAACCACCAAUCACUAAGGAAAAAUGUGUAAUCCCUGGCCAGCUGGCAAAAACCUCCUUGCCAUUGCUUUGGUGGCUAGCAGAUUGCACAGUCAUGCAUAAUUUGCAUGGAACAUGCCAAUUUGUCUGCAAAUACUUGCCAACUAUUCUCCAAGUGAUAGUGAACCUGUGAAAAAUGUGAUGCAAACUGAAAACCUUUAGCCUUCAAAGUAAAAGUUGCACCUAUUUAAAUGUUUAGGCUGUAAACAUUUAAAUUUAAAUAGUCAAAGUUGUGUCCACCGAGGCACAACUUUGACUAUGAAGGCGAAUGUUCUCUGUUUCUGAUUUGCGCCACACAUUUUUAAGUUUUAAUACCGCUUGGCUAAUAGAAAGUUGGCAUCUCCCAUGUAAAGUAUGGGUAACUGCGGCAAUCUGCUAAAAUCACCAAAAUCACAUCACACAUCACUGGUUUCUUGUUGGUUAAACUGCUAAAUGUAGUUUUAAAAAACACAAACAAAAAAAGACCUGCUGUACACGAACUGGGAGAUGUGCUAUAUUAUUAUAUUAUUACAAAUGAGGACUUCUAUCUGUUGGCGUGCUUAGCUACCUCUUUUUCAUGGGUCUAGUUAGAUGACAACUGUUUAUCAGACUAUUGCUCUGUGUGCAUUACUGUCUGUGGGCACUGAAACUGGUUUUUAGUGGAACCCAUUAGUGAACCAUAAAGAUGUAACCUCAAAAUUGAAUUUUCAAUUCAUUUUGACUUGAAGUUUUAAUUUCUUUUACUGUCCAUACUUGAGUAAAGGCUAUACACAAAU
Archocentrus centrarchus (flier cichlid) is the source of this 4088-nucleotide messenger RNA. RefSeq names its product ceramide kinase (gene cerk). The record is from RefSeq and is a predicted model, not a curated record. Lineage: Eukaryota; Metazoa; Chordata; Actinopteri; Cichliformes; Cichlidae. Gene Ontology annotation, biological process: ceramide metabolic process; phosphorylation. Bases 172 to 1821 code for a protein of 549 amino acids. The transcript has 14 exons. Gene Ontology annotation, molecular function: ceramide kinase activity.